Messenger RNA from Anopheles cruzii, 1353 nucleotides. RefSeq lists its product as uncharacterized. The record is from RefSeq and is a predicted model, not a curated record. Lineage: Eukaryota; Metazoa; Arthropoda; Insecta; Diptera; Culicidae. The coding region runs from base 1 to 1353 and encodes 450 amino acids. The transcript has 7 exons.
AUGACAAACCCAUUGCAGAGCAAUCAUGAGGUGGCAUUGUGGAACGAUUCCCGAUUUUCCGUGCCUUGGUUGGCGGCAACGAACAAAAAAUGUUUCAUGAAACAGGCCGUUCGACUGAGUCGAGAAAAUGAUAUCAUGGAACUCUGCUGUUUUAUGAAGGAUCUUGUGGUAGAACGCAGAAGACCAUUGGGUGUACUGAGCAAGGUUACCAAUGGCGUAACAGAAGUAUACUGCUUUCUGGUUCAGUCCUUAAAAAAGCUCGUGGCGUCGCAAACAACUCAAAUCAAGCAACGCAAGUCGUUGACACUCAACCGCAAAAGAAAGCCGGUUCAAGUGCUAGAAAAGGUGGUGCCAGGGAAAAGGAUAAAGUUGGAAGAAGAGGAACCAUCCACCACCGUUCAGAAUGUUAUGGACAUCACUCUUCGGGAGGCCCCACCAGGCGGAAAGGAUUAUGCUGAUGAUGAUGAUGAUUGCUGUAGCCUUGGAUCGCUUUCAUCAAAUGAACUGCGUGAUUUUUUCAAUGUACGGACAGAAGAAGAGCCGGAACAACAACCUUGCAUCAACGAGUGUACGGAUUUGGCGGAUAUUGAUGAAUUUUCCCAAAGCUAUGAUCACAUGCAAACAGUGAAUAGCGCACAUUUUGAAGCAGUGAAUAAUCAGGAAAACGUUCAUAAUGUCGAUGCUGCAAAAACCGAUAUUCGAACAUCGCGUGGUAAACAUCAUGCGAAAAUGAUUAGUUUCGAACGUUUCAAAAGUUGGGUAGAAAAUCCAGUCUCCACACAACGAUGUGUCCAUUCGAAGGAUGAUGUUAUAGCUCUCGGAACACUGAACAAAACAUGUUUAGACGAAAUGUUCCGAAAGCCACUGCGGCGCUCGCUUGUGGAUCAUCUUUUCAAGCGCAACACGAUAAUAAAGCAAAGAGAGACUUUCACUGGUUAUCAACCCGAUAAUUGGGUUAGCGAAAGUCCACAACUUGUUGAAAAGUCGAAAAAGACUCGAACAAAAAGCAAAGACGUAGUGCACGAUAACAGCGCGUCGUCGAGACAGGACAUACUAAUCGCGGUCUCAGAAUUUUCAAUUGCAAGCAUUGAAGAAUAUGAUAAAUCAGCGAAUGGCUCCAUUUCUAUCAAAGAAAUGAUUGAUACAUUACGUAGUUUGUGGGCUGUUACACACAAACCGAUACCGUUUUCGAAAAUCUCGGCCAACCUCAAAAACAAGCUCAUGGCAGCAUCACUGUUCUUCAGCAUUUUGUCUCUCAAUGCUAAGGGAAUAAUUGUUACAACGAAAGACGAAUUAGGGAUCCCGUCCUACUUGGAAAAGGGUCCCAAAUGGAACACCGUACCUGGUGUUUAA